Zea mays is the source of this 2061-nucleotide messenger RNA. RefSeq names its product U-box domain-containing protein 27. The transcript has a single exon. NCBI's taxonomy places the organism in Eukaryota, Viridiplantae, Streptophyta, Magnoliopsida, Poales, Poaceae. Gene Ontology annotation, molecular function: ubiquitin protein ligase activity. Gene Ontology annotation, biological process: protein ubiquitination. The record is from RefSeq and is a predicted model, not a curated record. Bases 460 to 1749 code for a protein of 429 amino acids.
AUAGUUUGAUCUACAUACAUACACUGGAGAUACAAAUGCUAGAACAUAAAGAAAAAAGAGAGCACCUCGCCAACGUCAAGCCAAUUGGCAGCAAAAACAACUGGAAAGACGACCAAAAAGCACAGAGCAGCAUGGAGCAAAAGCGACGCCGCGUCCGGUCUAUACGUCAUCUCAAUUCGCCUCCUUUGACCCUCCAUUGCCCUUUCCGGAAUACAGUACAGGUACAGCAGUAAAAACCACGGUGUGGUGUGGAACCAACCAAAAGACCACCACUGCUUAUAAUACCAGUGGCUCCUUUUCCCUUCUCUCCAUCCCUAGUCCCUACCCCCGCCUCCACUUCUCUGCGCUUCCCAGCGCCACUGCCCACUGCAUUGCAGACGGACAGUCGGACAGGACCAACAGCUGCCCACAGCACCAAAGCCAGGAAUUCACUUGGAUUGAUUCAAGGGAAGGCUUCAGAUGAACGGGCGGCUGUCGGCCGAGUACCGGGGGCUGGAGGUGAAGGUGCCGAACCUCUUCCGGUGCCCCAUCUCGCUGGACGUGAUGCACUCCCCCGUGAGCCUCUGCACCGGCGUCACCUACGAGCGCGCCUCCAUCCAGCGCUGGCUCGACUCCGGCAACACCACCUGCCCGGCCACCAUGCUCACGCUCCCCUCCACCGACCUCGUCCCUAACCUCACCCUGCGCCGCCUCAUCGCGCUCUGGGCGUCCACGGCCGCGCCCUCCUCCUCGUCGCCCGCCGCGUCCGCCGUCGGGCCCACGCCGGCCGCGGCCGCGGCCGAGCUCCUCCGCCGGAUCGCUGACCCCGGCGCGGACCCCUGCCCCCCGCUCCGGAAGCUCGCGGCUUUCCUCUCCGACGACGACGUGGACGAGUUCGACAAGAACGCGCUGGCGAGGGCCGGCGGUGCCGCCGAGACCGUGGCGUUUGUGCUGCGGAGGGCGGACAGGGAGGCCGCGGAGGCCGCCGUGCGCGUGCUCGCGGCGAUCGCGGCGUCCGACUGCAUCGAGGAGGAGAGCAAGAGGCGCGUGGCCGCUGCGCUCGCCGCCGACGCGCCGUCCGCGGCCGCGUCCCUGGCGCGCGUGCUGCGGAGCGGGACCUCGCUGGAGGCGCGCGUCGACGCGGCGAGGCUGGUGGAGUCGCUGCUCCGCAAUGCGGCACCGGGGGCGCGGGCCGCGGUGGCGGAGUCCGAGGACCUGGUCCGCGAACUGGUCCGCCUCGUGGGCCCCGCGGACGAGAAGAAGGGCAGCCUGGACGGGCAGGCCGUGGCGGCGGGAAUGUCGUGCCUAGCGGCCGUCGCGGCGACGCGGCGUGCCCGCGCUGCGAUGGUUCGGCUGGGCGCCGUGGCCGCCGCGGUGCGCGUCCUGGAAGCCGACGCCGGGCCCCCGGGCCAGGCGCUCCGCGUGCUGGAGGCCACAGUGGGGUGCGCCGAGGGCCGCGCCGCGGUGUGCGAGUCCGCCCUGUCGGUGGUGCCCGCGGUGGUGUCCAAGAUGAUGAAGGCUGGGGUGGGCGGCGCGGAGGCGGCGGUGUCGGUGCUCUGGGCGGUGUGCCACCGGUACCGGGACCGGCGCGCGGUGGAGGCGGCGGCGGCGUGCGAGGGCGGGCUCACCAAGCUGCUGCUGCUGAUGCAGAGCGGGUGCUCGGCGGCUGCGCGGCAGAUGGCGUCGGAGCUGCUCAAGAUCUUCAGGGUGAACGGCAAGAGCUGCGUCGCGGGGUACGACUCCAAGACUAGCCACAUCAUGCCCUUCUGAUUGUAGCAGCAGUCGGAGUCGGACGAACGGAACCGACUCACAUUCUUCCUGUCUGUUUCACUCUUGCAGUUUGCAUCUCUUUGGUUUUGAUUCGGUGGAAGUACAUUGAGCUGGGAAAAGAAAAGAGAAGUAUGAGAAUGGCUUCUCUUGGACCAAACACAAACAUGUACAUGGAUAGAGAUUUUUUUUGGUAGGAAAAAAUUAAUUGACGAGACAAAUUCGGCUUGCAAGCUUUGUACGGUGCAAUUGGCCAAAUGCUGCAAUUCGCAUAACUUGUAUUGCAUGCGAAUGAAGUGGGGAAUGCUUUGGACA